Microtus ochrogaster (prairie vole) is the source of this 5591-nucleotide messenger RNA. RefSeq names its product RAP2B, member of RAS oncogene family (gene Rap2b). Gene Ontology annotation, molecular function: GTP binding; GTPase activity. The record is from RefSeq and is a predicted model, not a curated record. NCBI's taxonomy places the organism in Eukaryota, Metazoa, Chordata, Mammalia, Rodentia, Cricetidae. Gene Ontology annotation, cellular component: membrane. Gene Ontology annotation, biological process: Rap protein signal transduction.
CCCGGUUCCAAGCUUCGCGCCGCCACGCCCAGUCCAGGUUCGCCACACCCUCUAGCCACGCCUCCUCUCGACGCUGCGGAAAAGCCGGAGUGGAGCACGGGCGGGGCGCGGCAGACGGCUCACUGGGCAUGCUCGGCGGGGCGGGGGAGGGCCGGGCUGCGCGCGGCGAGUAGGAAGCCCUCGCCCAGCGGAGGCUGCGGGAGAGAGAGCGAGAGAGCGAGCGAGCGAGCGAUGGGCCGCGGAGCUGGGCGCACGUUCCGCGGGGACACAUGCCACGCGUGUCCCAGCCGGACGCUCAAUUAGCAUCCGCCUCUGCAGCCAGCCGCCACCGCCUCCCGGCCCUCUCGGGCUGCAGUGGAGAGGAGCUCCAGCGGUUGCCUUGCUCCGGCUGCGCGCAUUGUCCUCAGGGUCCUCUUGCCAGGGCUGCUGCGGGGCCCGGGACCCUCGCCCCAGGGACGCACCCCCGCCACCGGUCGGCCCGGCGCGGGGCUCUGCUAGCCGAUCGGUGAGCUCGCGCUCCCGGGCCGCUCUCGCCGGGGCUUUUCCUGCGGAACGGAGGAAGAGGAGAAGUCUACCAGCCCAGCCCAGCCUUCCCCAGCGCGCAGCCCCGACGGGGCCGCGGCAGGCGCGACGAGGGCGCCGACGGAGCCAUGAGAGAGUACAAAGUGGUGGUGCUGGGCUCGGGCGGUGUGGGCAAGUCCGCGCUCACUGUGCAGUUCGUGACAGGUUCCUUCAUCGAGAAGUACGACCCGACCAUCGAGGACUUCUACCGCAAGGAGAUUGAGGUGGAUUCGUCGCCGUCGGUGCUGGAGAUCCUGGACACGGCGGGCACCGAGCAGUUCGCAUCCAUGCGGGACCUGUACAUCAAGAAUGGCCAGGGUUUCAUCCUUGUCUACAGCUUGGUCAACCAGCAGAGCUUCCAGGACAUCAAACCCAUGCGGGACCAGAUCAUCCGCGUGAAGCGGUACGAGCGCGUACCUAUGAUCCUGGUGGGCAACAAGGUGGACCUGGAGGGCGAGCGCGAGGUCUCAUACGGCGAGGGCAAGGCCCUGGCCGAGGAGUGGAGCUGCCCCUUCAUGGAGACAUCCGCCAAAAACAAAGCCUCAGUGGAUGAGCUGUUCGCAGAGAUCGUUCGGCAGAUGAACUACGCGGCACAGCCCAACGGCGACGAGGGCUGCUGCUCGGCCUGCGUGAUCCUGUGAGGCGCCGGCUGCCGCCGGGCGCUGGCCACGCUCUGUGCACAAAGCCAAACACACCCGAUUCUCUUGAUGUGAUUGUCUUCUCGCUUUGAGAUUGGAGACGACUUUGUAUUGGCCGGGAUGUCCGAGGAACCUGGCUGACUUGCGUGGCCAGCAUCCCCAGCCUUCAGCUAGGGUCCGAGGGGGUGUCGGUUCCUGACCAUCCAAGACCCUGAUGGAAAUGUGGCUUUUUUUUGCAGCGUGUACGUUCCUCAUUGAUUUCGGUUCAUGCAUAAUUUUUCCCGUUUCAGUAGCCAUCAAGGCGCAGUAUUGGCUGCUUGACACCGGCAAGCAAAAGUUUCAAGACUGAAAAAGAAAAUGGGGGUGGGGAGGUGGAGGAAGUGGAGGGGAAGAACGAGGCGGUGGGGGAGGGUUCCCCCAACCAACUGUUCAUAGUUCCAAGUUCUAAAUACAAGGAAGGAGGUCUGAGAAAACGAUAUGAAGGAGCCAGAGGAGGGGAAGAAACUUAAUUUUUUCCCCCUUGUUUUCCAGGAUUAUUUGGAAAUUAAGACCAAGGGUUCCUUUUCUGCCAGCUUGGAAGGGCAACCCAGGGACUGAUUACGAUUCUGAGGAUGUCUAUGCAAAGUUGGGUUCUUGUUACAGUGUAUCCAAUCUGAAGUAUUGCACAUGUGAACUGGGACUGUUAACACUGAUGCCAAUACAGUGUGGGGUGCCAGGAAGUGUCUGCUGAUAUUUGUGGGAAAAAAAAAAUCUAUUUUGAUUACCUACUGUAUCAAAGGGGAGUCUGGGGGAGAAUGGUAGUAUUUUUUUUUAAUCAGCUGUGAAAAAAAUGUUAAAAGAUCUGCACAUUUUUGUGUGUGCUAUUAUGUGUGUGUGUGCUGUUGUGUGUGUGUGCUAUUGUGUGUGUAAGUAUAGCUUUUUGUGUGCGUGUGUGGUUGGCAGUGACAGAUUUUUGCUGACUAGCUUUUAAAAAUACAAUACAAAGACUUCGUAAAUGUGAUUCAGGGCCCCCAGCACCCCUGUGUCUGCAGAGUGCCUUCAAACUCAGCUGUUCCAGCCGGUGCCAACCUGUGAAUUCCCACCAUAUCCCAGAAUCUGCUGUUCUGCUGCCCCCAAAACCACUUUAAGUAUCUUCCUGAAAGAGCCAGGACAAAUGGGACCUGUUAGUCCAUCAAUUGCUUCUUUAAUUUUUAGCUUUCUUAACGUUAAGGUCAUGUCUCGAGUGUUUUUCUUCCUUUCUUCACUUUGCUCAGAUUUCAGGUUUUAGCUCCCUUUUCUGUUGCAUUUGGAGUGUCUCUUGUCAUUUGUCUAAGGUUGUCCUCCAGACGCAAAGAGCAGAAUUUUAUUGUGAUGUACCAAGAGAAUUCUAACAAAUUGUAACUUUUAAUUCCACUCAUUUGGUCAUUGUCUCUUCAUUUUAAGACUUUUAAUACAAAUGUCAUUUUUAAAGAAACCCCAAACUAUUUGUUUUUGUGUUUCAUAUUCAGUGAUGUACAGUAUCCAUGGUAACGGUGUCAGGUGGAGGUGGACCUGGCUGCCCAGAGUUAUUUGUCGAAUUUUGAAGAUAGAAUUAUUUCAGUGACAAACUGGAUGACAAUGUUUCCAAGUUUUUAUUUCAAAGUGGAGAAAAAUUAUCAGGGUCUAGACAUACCAUCUGACUCCCCAGAGGAGGAAGUGUAUUGAGUCUGUUCUGCUGAACAAUGAGCCAUGAACUUCACUGUUAUAGCAAAGGUCUGGGAAAGUUACAUCCAUCCAGGCGAAUAGGGGAUAGCUUUUUAUUUGUCCUGGUUUGGUUUUGUCUGCUUAUGUCACGCCUCAGUCAGAAGUGUUCUUGACUUGCUUCUCACACACAGUGUCUCAGCAGUCUUUGGAGUGUGCUAGGCUGGCCGCUAUCUCAACCCUUCGAAGAUUUCAUUUGGAACCAAAUCAUUAGGUUCAAAACAAAACAAGAAGUAAUAAACCAUACAAAGAGGAUUCUUUUGCUCUCUUUAGUUUGUGUAUCAUAUUUGACCACAAGCGUUGUUUCUUUUAACAAGUAGGAGGCAAAGUGCAAGGAGGCCAUGUGCGUUGUUACUUUCUCUGUGUAUUUUCCUUGGGCUCUCUAGUAUAAUAAUCUUAUCUGUAAGAGGUGAUAGCGUAGGUUCCUGAGGCAAAGCUGAAGCCUGCAGAGUAUUAACCGAGGAAUUUACUCUUUGACGAAGCCAAAAGAGAUCACAGGUUUCUUUAAAGUGAUAUCAAUAUCUCUUGCCUUAAUUUUUUUUUUUUUUUUUUUUUUUUUGCGGGGGAGGGAGUGAUUUCAUCCAGGUUGCAUUUCGCUAUUCCUGUGGGGAGGGAGAACAGUUUGGCCUGUCUUGGCCUUUUAUUUAUUUUCCAACUCUGACCUCAUGCUUCCGUGAGUAUCAAACACAUUCGUUUCUACGUCUAAACAUUGGAACUACUCAAAAUUAUGUUUUUGCAAGAAUGCAUCCUUCCAUUUGAAUAAUUGUGGUUGCUUAAGUCGAUUAAAGUUGAUGCACAGCCUGAGGAUGUGUCAAGCCCUGUUGGAAGGUUUGUUUUUGUUUUUUUUUUUUUUUGUUUUUUUUAAAUGUGUUUGGUGACCCUCAUUUGUCAUUAUUUGGAAGGCUUUGGGCAAAAGCUUUGCCAAGUAUAUGGCUCAUAGGAAAUGUGCGUACUCCUUACAGAAAAUAUUCGAAGGUGGAUGGUGAAAUAGAUUGUUGGUGCACCAAUCACCUCCACAGAGGGUUUUGUGGAGGUCAAAAAACAGGACAAGUUUUUGUUGUUUUUUUUUUUUAAAUAAAACAAAACCAUGUUUCUACUGAGUACUGUAAAAUAAAUGCUUUUGGAUUGUAAAAUUAAAGCUGCUGCAGGAAAAUGAAGGUCUGAGUUGCUUGGCUUUCACCUAUGAUAUUCAUGGUAGAUAGAAAUUUGGAGGGCUUUUUCCUUUCUUGAAACGUUGGAGAACCUCAUCUAGGGUGGUGUGGAGACAAGAACAUUUGUUUCAGUGAGAAAGGGAGCUGGUUUAACAGCUUAAGGAAGUGAGUCAGGGAGGGUGGGGUUUGUUGUAAUGUAAUCACCUGUCAAAACAAAUUGGGGGGGAAGUGCUUCCUGAGGGAGUGAGAAAUCCUCUAAACUUGACCCCUACUGGGUGUGUGGGUUUGGUUUUUUGUUUUGUUUUAUUUGUUUGUUGAAACAGCUUUUCUUUGAGCCCCUGACAGGCAGCCCAGUUCUCUGUCAUGUCAAAGCAUUAUUUUUGUUCAUUUGUUAACUCCUCAGGAAACCUAAAGGUGCCUGCUCAAGUCUCACCUUUGAUCUUCAGGUAACCAGUUUCCAUCCUAAUGGCUAAGGUAGUUCACUGACUCACACUGAGAAACCAGGUCUAUUUGAAGAUAGUCUUGAGAGGCUUCCUACAACAUGAAUACUGCAUAUUUCCACUGGGUGAGAAUCCCAAGUAUCUUCUUUACUUAGCGUUUGGGUCCUUUUGUUAUCACUCUACCUUCUAGACAAUGGAAAGUUAUAUGGAGCAGGAGUUUGGAGAAGUAAAUAGGAAAUGCCUUAUCUAUCAUAAAAUAGCCUGCUCCAUAAAUGUGAAGAAAACCAAGAUUGAAUUUGGAGAUGGCCACUGUGUGUUAAAAUGCUAAUGUCUGCCAGUACUUGCUUAAUGGCAGAAAGCCUGCUAAUAGGAAUUUUCUCUAGGAAAUGUUACAGGUCUAAAAAUCAAGACUAUGCUAUUCUUGAUUGUGGUCUUUUGUUCAGACUACAAGAAUGAUCUGAAGGCCUUUAGUUGAUUGAUAGGUGAUGGCACUUACCAUGGCACUGGUAAGCGAAGCACUUGAUCUCUCCACGGUAACAUUUUGGUGAUUUGAGACAAUAGGGGUCACCGGUUCCUGAGGCUCUCAAACUAAAUUGCAUAUAAAAGUCACCCGCAGGUUAAAACAAUCUCUAUGGGUGCUUCCUAUUUUCUUCAGUGGACCUGGAGUAGAUGCUCAUAUUUCAGGUGACAAUGAUGUUGCUGGUUUGAGACUCAAAGAUUAAGCCCCAGCAAUAACGCGUGUCACACUCGGCUCUACCUAGGUGUUCAGACACUCCGACUUAAGAUCUGCAUUUCAGAAAGCUUUUCUUUCUGCUGUGGUGAUAAAAUUGUCUCCACAGAAGUUUACUGAAGAGGACAUACACCAUUGAAAAUAACUUGUUAGGCUGUUGUGUGGGGGUAGAGCUUUCUUUAACUUCACGUAGGUAUCUGAACACUGCUGGCUGAUCUUCAGAGCCAAAUCAAAAGCCAACUCUGAGAAAGUUAUUAUGUCAGAUUCAACAUCCAAUUCCUACUCCGUGAAAUAAAACAAGAUUAAUACCUUUGGCUAAGGGAGCACUUUAAAAUAUUUAUCUCUUGCCGGG